GAACGACUGAAAUCAAGUUAAUCAUCUAAUCUCCAAAACAGCAUGGUCAAAGUCAAAUCCAUGUGUUCUUCCCCUUCAGUUAAAAGUUCUAUAUCGAAGAUUUUACUGUUCCAAAAAUGUUGGCAACUCACGCGCCACCUUCCUUGAUAAAGCCGCUUGUCUUCUUUAACUUUUCUUCUUCAUUGUCUACUCUCUCUGCGAUUCUUUCACCAAUCCCACCUGCCAGGCUUCUCCGCUUUCGUGCUCGUCUGACCUCACUCCGUGCUCUCAUCAUCAUGUCUGGGGCAAAAUCCGUCGCCACUGACUACUCAUCGCCGGAACACGUUGCCGGGAACUGGUAUUCGGUGCCGGACCUCCGACUCCGAGACCACCGAUUUAUGGUCCCUCUCGAUUAUAAAAGUCGUGAAACUUCUUCUAAGAUCUCCAUUUUCGCUCGUGAAGUCGUUGCCGUUGGGAAAGAAGAGCAGCCAAUGCCAUACCUUUUAUAUCUGCAAGGUGGGCCUGGUUUCGAGUGUCCUCGACCAACUGAAGCUAGUGGAUGGAUACUUAAAGCCUGCGAAGAGUUUCGGGUUAUAUUGAUGGAUCAGCGAGGAACCGGUUUAUCAACCCCUUUGACUCCAUCAUCUAUGCAGCAAAUAAAGUCUGCCCAGAAUCUGGUUGAUUACUUGAAACAUUUUCGAGCUGAUAAUAUUGUCAAUGAUGCUGAAUUCAUCCGUGUUCAUAUUGUUCCUAACGCUGGGCCUUGGACCGUUUUGGGUCAGAGUUAUGGUGGUUUUUGUGGAGUUACUUAUCUGAGCUUUGCACCACAAGGAUUGAAACAAGUGCUUUUAACCGGAGGGAUACCUCCAAUAGGAGAUGGAUGUACUGCAGAUGCUGUAUAUAGAGCUUGCUUUGAACAGGUUACUCAUCAGAAUGAAAAAUACUACAAGAGGUUUCCUCAGGACGUUGAAAUUGUUCAAGAUGUUGUUACUUAUUUGGCAGAAGCUGAAGGAGGCGGGGUCCAUCUUCCUUCUGGGGGAAUCCUAACCCCUAGGGGGCUGCAAUUUCUUGGUUUAUCUGGUUUAGGGUCCAGUGCAGGUUUUGAACGGCUGCAUUAUCUGUUUGAGAGGGUCUGGGAUCCGAUGUUAGUUCCUGGAGCACCAAAGCAGAUUAGUUCAUACUUUUUAAAUGCUUAUGAGAGCUGGUUGUCUUUUGAUACAAACCCACUUUAUGCUAUUCUCCAUGAGUCAAUAUACUGCCAGGGUGCUUCAUCACGUUGGUCUGCUCAGAGAGUAAUGGCUGACCAUGAGAGCAAAUUUGAUGCAAUCAGGGCUGCAAAUGAAAGACGUCCCAUACUUUUUACUGGGGAGAUGAUAUUCCCAUGGAUGUUUGAUGAAAUUCAUUCUUUGAGGCCUUUCAAAGAUGCUGCCCAUUUAUUGGCUGAGAAGGAAGAUUGGCCUCCACUGUAUGAUGUCACUGCAUUGAAAAAUAACAAGGUACCGGUAGCAGCUGCUGUAUAUUACGAGGAUAUGUAUGUUAAUUUCAAGCUGGUCAUGGAAACAGCUACUCAGAUAGCAGGAAUUAGGUUAUGGAUAACUAACGAAUACAUGCAUUCUGGACUCCGGGAUGGAGGUGGACAAGUUUUUGAUCACUUGAUGGGAAUGAUAAAUGGAAAAAAGCCAUUAUUCUGAUUUCUUUGUAGAGAUAAUUUUUCAGUGACGAAAUUGUUCAGACACCCUUAGAAUUCAGAAUGAAGCCUGUGUAUUAUGAGCAACCAAAAGUGUUUGACACUGAGCUUGUAUCUGCAACUUCGUAUUUGAUUGUUCGGUUUCCUUCAUCAUAUAUAAAUAAUCGUACCUUUGGAUGUGAUUUAUGAGAUAUAUCUUAAAUUAAUUUUUGUUGCAAAACAAGUGAAUUUG
This is a messenger RNA of Durio zibethinus, 1898 nucleotides long. Its product is annotated as alpha/beta-Hydrolases superfamily protein. The record is from RefSeq and is a predicted model, not a curated record. Gene Ontology annotation, molecular function: peptidase activity. Gene Ontology annotation, biological process: proteolysis. Lineage: Eukaryota; Viridiplantae; Streptophyta; Magnoliopsida; Malvales; Malvaceae.